Messenger RNA from Piliocolobus tephrosceles (Ugandan red Colobus), 3319 nucleotides. It is a transcript of the gene STRIP1, whose product is annotated as striatin interacting protein 1. Bases 67 to 2583 code for a protein of 838 amino acids. The record is from RefSeq and is a predicted model, not a curated record. Gene Ontology annotation, biological process: cytoskeleton organization. Gene Ontology annotation, cellular component: cytosol. The transcript has 21 exons. NCBI's taxonomy places the organism in Eukaryota, Metazoa, Chordata, Mammalia, Primates, Cercopithecidae.
AAAUCACGCGAGACUUGCAUCACGGCCGUUGUCCCCGAGUCAACCUGGGGGUGUGGAGCAGCCAAGAUGGAGCCGGCAGCCGGCGGUCCGGGCCCACUGAUCGUGAACAACAAGCAGCCCCAGCCUCCGCCACCUCCGCCGCCGGCAACCGCACAGCCACCACCCGGGGCACCGCGGGCCGGCGCGGGCCUCCUUCCUGGGGGCAAAGCCCGGGAGUUCAACCGCAACCAGCGCAAAGACUCGGAGCAGGGCUAUUCGGAGUCACCAGACCUGGAGUUUGAGUAUGCUGACACAGACAAGUGGGCUGCAGAGCUCUCGGAGCUUUACAGCUACACGGAAGGGCCAGAAUUCCUGAUGAAUCGAAAAUGCUUUGAGGAGGACUUCCGGAUCCAUGUGACAGACAAGAAGUGGACUGAGCUGGACACCAACCAGCACCGGACCCAUGCCAUGAGGCUCCUGGAUGGCUUGGAAGUCACUGCCAGGGAGAAGAGACUCAAGGUGGCUCGAGCAAUUCUCUAUGUUGCUCAAGGCACGUUUGGGGAGUGCAGCUCGGAGGCAGAGGUGCAGUCCUGGAUGCGCUACAACAUCUUUCUCCUCCUGGAGGUGGGCACGUUCAAUGCUUUGGUGGAGCUUCUGAACAUGGAAAUAGACAACAGUGCCGCCUGCAGCAGUGCUGUGAGGAAGCCCGCCAUCUCCCUGGCUGACAGCACAGACCUCAGGGUCCUGCUCAACAUCAUGUACCUGAUAGUGGAGACCGUUCACCAGGAGUGUGAGGGUGACAAGGCUGAGUGGAGGACCAUGCGGCAGACCUUCAGAGCCGAACUGGGCUCCCCGCUGUACAACAGUGAGCCAUUUGCCAUCAUGCUGUUUGGGAUGGUGACCAAAUUUUGCAGUGGUCACGCCCCUCACUUCCCCAUGAAGAAAGUUCUCUUGCUGCUCUGGAAGACAGUGUUGUGCACGCUGGGUGGCUUUGAGGAGCUGCAAAGCAUGAAGGCUGAGAAGCGCAGCAUCCUGGGCCUCCCUCCACUUCCUGAGGACAGCAUCAAAGUGAUUCGCAACAUGAGGGCAGCUUCUCCACCAGCAUCUGCUUCAGACUUGAUUGAGCAGCAGCAGAAACGGGGCCGCCGAGAGCACAAGGCUCUGAUAAAGCAGGACAACCUAGAUGCCUUCAACGAGCGGGAUCCCUACAAGGCUGAUGACUCUCGAGAAGAGGAAGAGGAGAAUGAUGAUGACAACAGUCUGGAGGGGGAGACAUUCCCCCUAGAACGGGAUGAAGUGAUGCCUCCCCCACUACAGCACCCACAGACCGACAGGCUGACCUGCCCCAAAGGGCUCCCCUGGGCUCCCAAGGUCAGAGAGAAAGAUAUUGAGAUGUUCCUCGAGUCCAGCCGCAGCAAAUUUAUAGGUUACACGCUAGGCAGUGACACGAACACAGUGGUGGGGCUGCCCAGGCCAAUCCACGAAAGCAUCAAGACUCUGAAACAGCACAAGUACACGUCGAUUGCAGAGGUCCAGGCGCAGAUGGAGGAGGAGUACCUCCGCUCCCCUCUCUCAGGGGGAGAAGAAGAAGUUGAGCAAGUCCCUGCAGAAACUCUCUACCAAGGCUUGCUGCCCAGCCUGCCUCAGUAUAUGAUUGCCCUCCUGAAGAUCCUGUUGGCUGCAGCACCCACCUCAAAAGCUAAAACAGACUCAAUCAACAUCCUAGCGGAUGUCUUGCCUGAGGAGAUGCCCACCACAGUGUUGCAGAGCAUGAAGCUGGGGGUGGACGUAAACCGCCACAAAGAGGUCAUUGUUAAGGCCAUUUCUGCUGUCCUGCUGCUGCUGCUCAAGCACUUUAAGUUGAACCAUGUCUACCAGUUUGAAUACAUGGCCCAGCACCUGGUGUUUGCCAAUUGCAUUCCUUUGAUCCUAAAGUUCUUCAAUCAAAACAUCAUGUCCUACAUCACCGCCAAGAACAGCAUUUCUGUCCUGGAUUACCCUCACUGCGUGGUGCACGAGCUGCCAGAGCUAACUGCGGAGAGUCUGGAAGCAGGUGACAGUAACCAGUUUUGCUGGAGGAACCUCUUUUCUUGUAUCAAUCUGCUUCGGAUCUUGAACAAGCUGACAAAGUGGAAGCAUUCAAGGACAAUGAUGCUGGUGGUGUUCAAGUCAGCCCCCAUCUUGAAGCGGGCCCUAAAGGUGAAACAAGCCAUGAUGCAGCUGUACGUGCUGAAGCUGCUCAAGGUACAGACCAAAUACUUGGGGCGGCAGUGGCGAAAGAGCAACAUGAAGACCAUGUCUGCCAUCUACCAGAAGGUGCGGCAUCGGCUCAAUGACGACUGGGCAUACGGCAACGAUCUUGAUGCCCGGCCUUGGGACUUCCAGGCAGAGGAGUGUGCCCUCCGUGCCAACAUUGAACGCUUCAACGCCCGGCGCUAUGACCGGGCCCACAGCAACCCCGACUUCCUGCCAGUGGACAACUGCCUGCAGAGUGUCCUGGGCCAACGGGUGGACCUCCCUGAGGACUUUCAGAUGAACUAUGACCUCUGGUUAGAAAGGGAGGUCUUCUCCAAGCCCAUUUCCUGGGAAGAGCUGCUGCAGUAAGGCUGUUGGUUAGGGCACUGAAAUAGAGAAAGGAGGAUCUCAAGGUACCUGCAGGACUGUCCUAGUUCAUGGCUGCAGUGCUCCCGUUCCCCACCAGGUGGCAGCACAGCCCCACUGUGUCUUCUGCAGUCUGUCCUGGGCUUGGAUGAGCCCAGCUUUACCUCCUGUUGGUUCCCAGGGUCCAGCUCAGAAGCGGUCAUCUCUGCCUGGGAUCCAUUCUUCCUUUAUUUCUCCCACCCUCCUCUCUUGGACAUGGUUGGUUUUGGCUCAUUUCACAGUCAGCCCAAGGCUGGGAAAGCUGGAAUGGGAUGGGAACCCCUCCACAGCACAUCUAAAUUUCAGGGGUCAUGCUGAUGCCUCCUGAGACACACAAAUCCUUGCUUUGUCAGCUUGCAAAGGAGGAGAGUUUAGGAUUAGGGCCAGGGCCAAAAAAAAAAAUACAACGGUAUCUUGGUUGUGCUCUGGGGUGGGGGUGGGGGUUUCUGUUGUUAUUCCAGCCUCCUGCUAUGUUAUAUGCAGAAGUAAUUGCAGAGGCUCCUGCAGCUGCCUCAACACUUUGAUUUUGGACAGGGACAAGGUAGGAAGAGAAGCUUCCCUUAACCAGAGGGGCCAUUUUUCCUUUUGGCUUUGGAGGGCCUGUAAAUACCUAUAUAUAAUUCUGUGUGUAUUCUCCUGUGUCAUGUUGGGGUUUUUAAUGUGUUUGUGUAUUCUGUUUACAUUAAAAAUAAGCAAAAAU